UUCGCUCACACACCCUCCUUCGUCACUUUAAGACAUCCCCACCACCCACCCUUCAAAAUGUACAAGCUGGUCGUAUUCGCCGCUCUCCUGGCCGUCGCCGCCGCCGCCCCCGGAAUCUACGGAGGCCUGGCUGCCCCCGGCAUCUACGGAGGCCUGGCCGCCCCCGUCUCCCCAUGGGGCCACGGCAUCGUCGGCGCCCCCCUAGUGAGCGCCCCAAUCGUCAAGGCUGCGGUGCCAGUGGCCACCUCCUACGCUAACUCUGUCAGGAUCGCCUCCCCCGCUGUGGCUGUGGCGCCCCAAUAUGCCGUGGCUGCCCACGCUCCCGUGAUCGCAGCGCCCUACGGCCACGCCUGGUGAGCUGCCUCCUAGGCCCGCUAGCCCCACCCGGCCAGCCCAGGCCUCCACCACCCAGGCCUACACCAUCUGGGCCCAACCCGAGUGCAACAGUCAAUAAACAAAUAUUUAUUUAUAUAGCAAUAAGAAAUUCGGAAUGAUAGUAGAGCAAAAGUCUAACUGUAACGAGUUGGAAUGUUAUGCCCUUGCGUUUGGAUAAUAAAUGUAAUAGUAUUGUUUUAUAAAC
Molecule: messenger RNA, 580 nt
Organism: Ostrinia nubilalis (European corn borer)
Lineage: Eukaryota; Metazoa; Arthropoda; Insecta; Lepidoptera; Crambidae
Gene: CPH17
Product: neuropeptide-like 3
Exons: 3
Coding region: 58-357 (99 amino acids)
Source: RefSeq, a predicted model, not a curated record